Stegodyphus dumicola is the source of this 4535-nucleotide messenger RNA. RefSeq names its product zinc finger protein 236-like. The record is from RefSeq and is a predicted model, not a curated record. Lineage: Eukaryota; Metazoa; Arthropoda; Arachnida; Araneae; Eresidae. Gene Ontology annotation, molecular function: DNA-binding transcription factor activity, RNA polymerase II-specific; RNA polymerase II cis-regulatory region sequence-specific DNA binding. Gene Ontology annotation, cellular component: nucleus. Gene Ontology annotation, biological process: regulation of transcription by RNA polymerase II.
GAGAAAGACCAUUCAAGUGUGAAAUUUGCAAUCGUGCUUUUAAUCAAAAAGGUGCUCUUCUAAUACAUAAAGUAAAGCAUACUGGAGAGCGGCCUCAUCUUUGUGAGUUCUGCCCAGCAUCCUUUGCUCAAAAGGGCAAUCUUCGAAACCACAUUAGGAGAGUCCAUUCUCUGAUGACUAUGGAAGGUGUAGAUGGUGUACAUAAAUGUGAUUUGUGCAGUUGUGUGUUCCGAAAACUGGGGAGUUUAAAUGCCCAUAUGAGCCGUGUCCAUUCUAGUGCAACAACUGCUUCAGAACCUAGUACAGAACUAGAAAAAUCAGAUGAUGCAGUGACUAACCAAGUGAAUGAUGUCAUACAUCAACUUAUUGAAAUGUCCAAACAGACAGAAAGUAAUGAUUUAUCUCAAGAAAGCAUCAAGAAGUUUGCUGCUGAUACCAGUGUAAGUGCUGAUAUCUUACAGCAAGCUUUGGAAAACAGUGGUUUAGCUUCUACAGAACAGCCAAAAAAUAAAUCAUGGAUGGUUGCAGUUGCUGAUUCGGCAACAGGAACUGUAAAACAUAUAAUGAGGAAUGUUGGUGGGGUUCGAUGGUAUCAAUGUAUGUAUUGUUGCAAAGAAUUUAAGAAGCCAAGUGAUCUUGUUCGACAUAUUAGAAUUCAUACUCAUGAAAAGCCUUAUAAAUGUGAUCAAUGUUUUAGAGCUUUUGCUGUUAAAAGCACGCUUAACGCUCAUCUCCGAACACAUUCAGGUACUAAAGAUUUCUCAUGUGAACAUUGCAAAAAAUUAUUUUCAACCUCAGGUAGUUUAAAAGUUCAUUUGUUACUUCAUACUGGAGCCAAGCCUUUUGCUUGUAAUGUGUGUUCACGUACAUUCCGCACAUCUGGUCACAGAAACAGUCACAUGCUAUCUCACCAGAAAGAAAAAAGUCCAAGAAAGACAAAAAGAACUUCAAAAACAUCUAAUGUUAGUGAUAUUAAUGUUUCCAAUAUACAGUUGCAGGAACCAAUUCUUAUUACUGAUACUGGAUUUGUACAGCCUGUUUCAAAACAUAACCCUAUGUAUAAUCAAUUAGUGCAGUCUAAGUAUCCUAAUGAACGUCCAUAUCUCUGUCACCAUUGUUUGAAAGCUUUUAAAAAAUCAAGUCAUUUAAAACAACACAUCAGAUCACAUACUGGAGAAAAACCUUUUGAAUGUAAUCAGUGCCAUAGAUCAUUUGUCUCAAAUGGUGUUCUAAAAGCUCAUCUUAAAACUCACUCCGGUACAAAAGCUUUUGUCUGUGAAAUAUGUCAAACAUCUUUCACUACAAAUGGUUCUUUAAAGAGGCAUAUGUGCACACACUGCACUGAUAGGCCGUAUAUGUGCCCUUAUUGUCAAAAAACUUUUAAAACUUCAAUGAAUUGUAAAAAACAUAUGAAAACCCAUCGCUACGAACUGGCUUUAGGAAUGGCAUCUGGAUUAGCUGUGACAGUUAUAUCGGAUGGUGUCGUUGGGGUGGAAAAUGAAGAGGUUAAUAAAAGUGGAACUCAACCAGUUCAAGUCAUUGAAAAUAUUGAAAGAGUAACAAUUCAAGAUAAUUGUGAACAGAUACAACCUGUUGUUACUUCAUCUGAGAAUUUUUCUUCUGAACAAGAGCCAGUCAUGUCAACAUCAGAGACAUUAUCCCAAAUGCCUCAGCAUCUGAGUCAAGAAGUCUUUAAUACUCAUACUGGACUCAUAGAACAGCCUGAGAUUAUACCGCAUGCUCAAGUAUUUGAUCAAAGUCAAAGCAAUAUAUAUUCCGUUUCAGAAAGUGAUUUGGUAGGAAACCAGUUAACAUUGCAGCCUACAACUGUAACUGAAACAUUUGGAGAAGCACCUGUCACUUCAACAGCUACACCUGUAACAGAAACUCUUGUAACUGCAAGAUUAGCAAAUGCAUUGCAUCCCACAGAAACAUCAGCAGUAGUAACUAAAGAAAACGUUGUUUCCAUCAAUGAUGGUGAAAAAACACCUCCGAAAAAAAGGAAAAAAUCUAAGAAACCUUAUAAGUGCUUACAGUGCUCCAGAGUUUUUAAGAAAUCAUCUUAUUUAAAGCAACAUGAGCGCACUCACACGGGAGACAGACCCCACAGAUGUUCUAAAUGUGGACAAAUGUACAGCACAUUGAGAACAUUGUAUGAGCAUAUGAAAAAACAUACAUAUGCUCCAGUUCCAGACCACAAAUGUACAAUUUGUAAUGCUAAAUUCAAAGCAAAGAGUUCUCUUACUCGUCACAUGGUAGUUCAUGAUACUGCCAAGCCUUUUCACUGUGCAUAUUGUUCUGAUGCAUUUGCUACUAUAGAGUUUUAUAGAGAGCACCUAAAUCAGUUUCAUCAAAAUGUUGCUUGUGGUACUCAAGAGAUUUUCGCUGAAUAUGCUCCCAGAGUUACUACAAUUAAUUUUCCUGAAGCGCUUAUUGGACAACCCAUAGAUGCUUCUGUUAUAGAAAAAAUUAUCAUGGAUUCAAUCAACAAGGAUAAAAAUGAUUUUUUACCAAAAAAUUUACAUGCUUGCGUGCGAUGCUCCAAAAGUUUCAAGAAGCCCAGUGAUCUUGUUCGACAUAUGCGCAUACAUACAGGAGAGAAACCGUACAAAUGUGAAACUUGUGGAAAAUCUUUUACUGUGAAAUCCACUCUUGAUGGUCAUUUAAAGACACAUACUGGAGAGAAAAACUUUUCUUGCCAUGUCUGUCGUUCCCUUUUUUCUACAAAAGGAAGUUUAAAAGUCCAUAUGCGAAUUCAUACAGGAGCAAAACCCUUCAAGUGCCCUCACUGUGAUAUUCUAUUUAGGACAUCAGGUCAUCGUAAAAGUCAUGUAGCUUCACAUUUCAAGGAAAGUUCUGGUCGCAAGCGUAAAGGUAUACGCCCUGGUGAAACACAGGUUUUACUUUCAGAAAAAGAUUCUGAGCCAAAUACAGAAGUCUUGCCAGUUUCUGUUGCUGAAGGAGUUUUACCAUCAGAACCUUGUACGGAAAUCCAACUGUCUGCUGUCAAUCAAGAAGGCAUGCAGCAAAUUCAGACAUCAAAUUUCGUGGAACAGAAUGUACAGAUUGCAACGCUUGAUCCUUCUAUAUUAUCAAAGUCUAUUCAAAUCGAUGCAAAUUUAUUUCAACAGCUGCAACAGCAUGUUAAUAUAAAUAUUACAAUUAGCCCUAGUCUUGCAGAACAUUUAAAUAGCCAGAGCAUUACUGAUCCUAAUCAAAGUCAGCAACUUUUAAAUAUUGAUGGAACAUCAUCAGCUGGAUCUGCAACAUUCCCUGUGAACCCAAAUAUGAUAAUCCAUCACUAUGGAUUUGCAAUGAAUUCACAACCACAAACGGAUGUUCAAACAUCAGACAAUGUGACACUCAUAAUGUCAGAUCCAAUGUCCAAAAAUGGAAAUAAUGAUAUUUACCAAAGUGCUGAAACCAUAGAUUCUCAACUUCUUGUUGCUGAAAAUAAUCCAAAUAAUGAAUUAGCUGUUGUGAACACAAGUAAAAACGUAUCUGAAGUGUUUGUUACUAAGGGAAAUAUUUCCAGCUAUCAGGUAUUAAAUUCUACUGCAAGUGAGCAUUCCCUUGAACAAUUAUUUCCUUGUUCUGUUUGUGAUAAAGUUUUUAAAUCUGCCAAUCAGUUAAAUGGACAUCUGAAAAUACACAGAACAGCAAAAAGCAAUUAUCAUUGCCAAGAUUGUCAGAAAGAUUUCCAAAAGAAAAGUCAUUUUUCAAAGCAUUUACAAACGCAUCAUUAAAAUAAGCCCCCUUCCCCUCCACACACAAAGUUGCUGCAAACUAGAUUUAGAAAUUCAUACAUUAUUAAAGUAAUUUUUAUUUUAGUAAAUGCCUAUAAAUUACUUUGUAUAAUAAUUGUUAUAUAUAAAUUAAUAAGUUUGUUAUAUGUAAACUAAUAUUUUUCUAUGCUCAAAGGAUAAGUACUUUAAAUAUGUUUUAUAGAAGUGAAAUACUCUUUUCUGUGAUGUAAUUUAUAUUGUUAUCAUUGUCUCAUUUGUGUUAAAUUUAAGUAAACCAUGUACUUAAUUAAUUGAUUUAAUUUUCUUUGUUCAUGUUUUUGGUAACGUGUUGUUUCUUUGACAGUAAAAAUUUAUUCUAAUCAGGUAUGAGUAGUUCAAUGGAAGAAAAACAUUUUUUCCUGCAUAAUUCUAAAAAAUAUAUAUAUGAAAUUAAUAGUUUAAAUUUAUUAUAUUUUAUAUGAAGAGUUAAUAAAAGUUAUAUAGUUAGUUAUUCAAUUUAUUUAAUGUCUAGUCAUAAAAAUGAAUGUAAUAAAUUGUGGUUAUUUAUGGUUAGAGCAUUUAUUUUCAUCCAUAUGUUGUACUCUUAUACAUAUGAUGAGGUUUAUUUUAAAUAUUUGUACCUAAGUACAGUAAAAAUGAGAACAUGAAAAUCUGCAUGCUUUCUCAAAAAAUUGUAAACAAUUAUACAGUACAAAGUCCGUAAUCCGGACUCGUUGGGACUUCGGCGAUUCUGGAUUAGGGUUUUUUCCGGAUUAUAGAUCAUCAAUUUAAAUCUGGUAAGAGGGAAUG